Cynara cardunculus var. scolymus (artichoke) is the source of this 2875-nucleotide messenger RNA. Its product is annotated as APO protein 3, mitochondrial. NCBI's taxonomy places the organism in Eukaryota, Viridiplantae, Streptophyta, Magnoliopsida, Asterales, Asteraceae. The coding region runs from base 958 to 2574 and encodes 538 amino acids. The transcript has 4 exons. Gene Ontology annotation, molecular function: RNA binding. The record is from RefSeq and is a predicted model, not a curated record.
UAUAAUCUUCAGAUUUUUGAUUAAUUGGAGUUUGAUUUGUGGAAAUUAUAUAACAUUGGCGAUGUAUGAUAAGAUGGUACACGUUUAUAUUCGAGCAACUAUGGUUGAUGAAUGAUAAGAUGGUAGCAUACGCAUGCAUGAUAAUUAGCGUUUUCAAAUGAGGUUUAGUUACUAGUUAUCUCUUACAUGAUGAUGGUUCUGAAUGUCUCUGGAGCAUUCAGCCAAGGUCUUCAUGAUGACCUUGCUCUUCAGACUGUGAUUGCUGAUUGUCUUUGUCGCUGCCUUGGAGUAGUUGUCGCUGAUAGAGUAGUUGGUCCCAGGACUAUAGAAUUCAGUUGUUCCAGGACUUUUUUGAAUUGUGGGAUACCUUCAACCAAAUCUAGGUUUGAUGUCACUUGUGGACAGGGAAAGAGAACCACGAGAAUUGGAAUAGGAUGUACAAGGUGUUUUAAUUGCUUGAACUAAAAUGUUACUCCAUACUGGUAUCAAGCUGUCAAUCUCAUAUUAGUUGUUUAUUCGUGAUGGCUUGGAGACCAUCUCUUUGUAACACUUGGAAAUUUACUUAUUUUCUUCCCGUCGGUCGAUUUGCUUAGAAAACAGGAUUCUUCUUCAUAGGUUGCAGUUUGUUAUAGUGUUAAAAGUUAUAAGGAGAUGGAACACGUUGAUGAUGAUUCACAUGGUGUUUGUGAAAGCCAGGGCACCCAAGAUGAUGAGGUAUCCCCGUCGCGAAGAAUUGAAGAAGUCCUCAGAAGCAAAACUGACUCUUCGUUAGAGUAAUUUAAAUCCCGAAAGGCCUGGUAUCUCGUCAUGAAGAAUUUCUUCUCCUAAUAUCCUUCCCUCACGAGCUUUUUAACACCCAAAUAUGCCAUAGAUUUCAGUUAUCAAUCGCCGCGCAAGACCAUUAGUAACAAUACACCCUUGCUGAUUUCGUUUAUAGCUCCAUUAUCAAGUUACUCGAUGCACCGAAGAUAUCUAUCAUCUACCAUCAUCGUUCCUUUUAAUUAUCUAAAGAAACUCCAAAUAAAUCCAACCCACCGUUUAGGUCCCUCAAGAACCCUAACAGUAGAGACAACCAAAGAGCCAGAUGCCAACGGUGAUCAUUUGUAUGCAGACAUACCGAAACCCGCUAAGAGCAAGUCAGAAAGAAAACCCUACCUAACGCCUAUGAAAAUUCUGGUUCGAAGAGCCAAGCAAGAGAGAGAGGCAAGAAAGGCACAACCUUGUAAAUUGUUAGAAGAACCUCCGGGAAACGGCUUACUUGUUCCUGAACUGGUUGGUGUAGCGCAUCAAGUUUAUCGAGCUAGAGAAUCAGUGUUGCUCGGUUUAUCAAAGCUUGUAAAGGCCAUUCCAGUUCUUCGAUGCAGGCAUUGCUUUGAGGUUCAUAUUGGUCCAGUAGGGCAUGAGAUCAGGACAUGUACCGGUCCAAAAAGCGGCCUUCGAAAUGCUACACAUGUGUGGCGAAGAGGAAGGGUACAUGACGUAAUUUAUUUUCCCAAAUGCUUCCAUCUUUAUGACCGUGUUGGAAAGCCAAGAAUCAUACAUAAUGAGAGCCGUGCAGUUAAACAACUUCCGGCCAUUGUAGAGCUCUGCAUACAGGCAGGAUUGAAUCUUGAAAACUACCCUACAAAGAGAAGAACACGACCCGUAUAUAGCAUAGAAGGUAGAAUAGUGGAUUUUGAGUUAGACCCGAUGAAAAAGAUAGAAACAAAUAAAUUGGUAGCUUCUGAGGAUACCAAAACUGAUUCUAGUUUAAAAAAGGGUUUGUGCCACCCUCCGGAGCGCCCCCAUUGCAUUGGUCCCACAGUCAUCAUGGGGGAGGUAGCCGAUGAUUCUAGUUUACAAAAUGGUAUGCACCACCCUCUAGAGCGCCCCCACUGCAGUAGUCCCAAGGUCAUCAUGGGAGAGGUAACUGAUUCUAGUUUACAAAAGGGUACAUGCCACCCUCUAGAGCGCCCCCACUGCAGUAGUCCCAAGGUCAUCAUGGGGGACGUAACUGAUUCUAGUUUACAAAAGGGUACGUGUGACUCUCAGGAGUGCCCCCACUGCACCAGUCCCAAAAUCAUCAUGGGGGAGGAGGGGGAGGUAACUGAUUCUAGUUUAGAUGUUUCUUUGACCACCGAGAUGCAACCGAAUCUCGAUUUAGCGAAUAGCAGUUCGACUCCAAGUGAACUAGCCACCAUGACCCUAGAUUCAUGGUUCGAGAUGAUAUCUGGGGCCAAGAAGAUGAUGGAGAGAUACAAAGUGCAUACUUGCGGAUAUUGUCCCGAGGUUCAGGUUGGUCCGAAGGGGCACAAAGUUCGGAUGUGUAAGGCGUCGAAACACCAGUCUCGUAACGGUAUGCAUGCAUGGCAAGAAGCGACGAUCUUUGAUCUGGUUGGACCCAACUACGUGUGGCAUGUUGCUGACCCGUCGGGCUCUCUGUUGUCUAAUGGUCUGAAGAGGUAUUACGGUAAGGCUCCUGCUGUUGUCGAGCUGUGUGUGCAAGCAGGUGCGCCGGUUCCAGCUGAAUAUAGGAGUAUGAUGAGGUUAGAUGUUGUUCCUCCAUGUCCUGAUGAACUUGAUCUUGUUACCUGAUGCCCAGAUUGACAUUUGAACGGUAAACAAGAUAGGAUUGAGUAGGACAAAAAUGCAGUCUUUUAGGUCGAACAAAAAUCAAGAAACUAUGCAAAGAUAGGUAUUAUUAAGCUAGCUAUGUCAAAUUAAAACCUUGGUACCUUUUACAAUUCUUUCAACUACUUGUCUCACUCUCAUCUGGUUCUGUGUGCACCAAACGCACCUUGGAUUCCCGCAUUAUGUAUAUUAGGGCCAAAACAGACACGGUAAAUGUCACAUGGAGAUGGAGGUAGGGUCAAUAAAGUAAGGGUUUGUUUGUUUA